GCCGCAGCCAUCACUGGGAGCUACGAUGGAUCCUGAGUGUCCUCAGUUUCAAGUUUCGGAAACGGCUGCAAUUACAGAUCAGCUGACAAAAUCCGAAACUCUAAAUGCUGGAGGCCAGAGGUACCCUGGUCGAUCCCUCUUUGGUACAACGUUGGAUAGCAAAGGUUUCUACAAAGGGUUAUCAGAAGAAGAACAAAAAGUUGCCACUGUGCCAAGCGAUGCAAAACCAGAUAAUCUGUUGGAACAGCACAAGUGCAAGCCUGAAUCUGUAAAUAUUACUAAAUCUGGGAAUUGCCUUGAUUUAUUGAGAACGACGAGCCCAAAAUCCAGAAAUACCAAUGGCACCAAACGGGAUGUUAGGGACGACAGCUCUGAACCAAAGAGAUCUCUUAAAACAUCUCUUGAUGGAAGAAUCACUGGGCGGCAAAUUGACAGAGAAAGAUCUGUGCCUUGCACACCUAGUGCGAUGACCGAUGGCACACAGUCACCAUUGUGUGAGGCUCUGCAGCAGCCCCCCAGUCAAGAAGUCGAAUGUAUAAUUCCCCAAAAUAUUAAGCACAAGUUUAGAACCCAUGUUGUGGAUGAGCUGCUAACGGAUGAUGAGGUUAGGGAGUUCUUGAGGGAAAAAGAGGUGCCAGCAAAGAGGUCGGAUUCGGAGGUUCCCUCAGUACAACCACAGGAGCAACCUACUGAUGAAAUAAGUUGGUAUGAAAAGAUAGGCUAUCCUCUCCGAUGCAACAUCUUUCCAGGUUUCUCGGGUAAAUGGCAGAGCGAGGUACAAUCUACCUACACGAAGGAGGUACAUCACCGUUUCAAACGCAGCCCAGACCACUGGCAUGGUAGAACGACUGAUCAUUUGGGUCACUGGGUUGAGAUGAAUAUUAUCCAUCAGAAAUUGAAGAAAGCAUUAGGGGAGCUGGAGAAACAUUCGGAGAAUUGAAACUACCAAGGACCGAAAACAAAGAAAACGCAACCACACCUUAUUUGUUUUUGUGCAAUUGAAAAUAAUUUGGUUUUAGUCUUAAUUUGCCCUAAUUGAAAAUAAUUGUGAAAGUUCACUCCAGCAGACAUUGGUCUUUGAGUGGAGAAGAGCUGUUAGAGUAACCCUGAAUCCAAUGACUCCAUUCCUAUAUCCAUUGGACCACCAGGAUAUACAUUGCUUGUUCCUUGGAGCCUAUGAAGUCCCUAUUAUCCUUUCCAUCUACUUUAGAAAGGCAGAAAUCUGACUUGAUCCAUCCCAAGAUCUUUUGGCUCCAGAAUUUAAAUGAGCCAUCAACGUAAAAUAAGAUAUG
This is a messenger RNA of Hemiscyllium ocellatum (epaulette shark), 1292 nucleotides long. RefSeq names its product ciliary microtubule inner protein 4 (gene cimip4). The transcript is spliced from 7 exons. Bases 26 to 940 code for a protein of 304 amino acids. NCBI's taxonomy places the organism in Eukaryota, Metazoa, Chordata, Chondrichthyes, Orectolobiformes, Hemiscylliidae. The record is from RefSeq and is a predicted model, not a curated record.